Iphiclides podalirius (scarce swallowtail) is the source of this 375-nucleotide messenger RNA. Lineage: Eukaryota; Metazoa; Arthropoda; Insecta; Lepidoptera; Papilionidae. The record is from the annotation of a GenBank genome assembly.
AUGAAUUGCUGCUCGUUAGUCUCGCUAAAACUCGAGAACGGCUGGAACAACUUGGCUAAUUCUGCUAAGUCAGCUAAGUCCGACAUUCUAACGCUGAAGAUGCACGCGACGAUAACGGUUCUGACAGUGCUCUGCGCGGCCAUUUGUUGCGCUCAGCCGCUAAGGAAGCAUGUCACAGAAGAAGUGUUGCCCAACAGGCCACCAUACGCCUUCUCGCAGCCAAUAGGCAUCGCCAGACCCUUGAACACUCUCAGUGAGGAAGCAAGUCUUCAGCCCAGGAGGCAGUACCUGAUAAGGCUGCCGCUUCGGAAACCUCAUGACAACCAGAACAAAAGAAGCGACGUUUACGAGUUCAACCUGUUUGCACACGAUUAU